This is a messenger RNA of Labeo rohita (rohu), 2974 nucleotides long. RefSeq names its product low density lipoprotein receptor a (gene ldlra). The coding region runs from base 192 to 2804 and encodes 870 amino acids. The record is from RefSeq and is a predicted model, not a curated record. Gene Ontology annotation, molecular function: protein binding; calcium ion binding. The transcript is spliced from 18 exons. NCBI's taxonomy places the organism in Eukaryota, Metazoa, Chordata, Actinopteri, Cypriniformes, Cyprinidae.
GUUCAACCACCACAACACAAAUAUCUGGGUUCACCGCUCCUAAAUUAACGCUAUACAUUUCCCCACUGCGUCAAAUUAACACGAGUCCAUCUGCUUUAUCAGAACUCUUUAUUUCAUACAAGCAUCCUCAAUAAAAACCAGAACACAGCAAGCAGAAAAGCGAGGGGGUUUAAACUGCUCAUUGAGAGAUUAUGGAGAGCUCAUUAGUAUUUUUACUGGCAGUUGCUUUCUUCUGUCAUGUUCAAACAGAUGUUUUAACUUGUGGACCACGGCAGUAUCAGUGUGGCAAUGGAAAGUGUAUCACAUCGAGAUGGGUAUGUGAUGAAACUGAUGACUGUGGUGACGGCACUGAUGAACUUCCUGCUGCCUGCUUGGCCAAAACCUGCAGACCGAGUGAAUUCAGCUGUGGUGGGCGACUAAACCAGUGUGUGCCAAAGAGCUGGAAGUGUGAUGGCAAAGCGGACUGUGAGAAUGGUGCGGAUGAGGAAGGCUGUGCUCCUCGGCAGUGUCUGAAUGGCGAAUUUCGCUGUGGCAGCGGCCAGUGUGUGACUGCCGCAUUUGUGUGCGAUGAUGAGAGAGACUGUGAUGACGGCAGUGAUGAAGUCUCCUGUCCGCCCACCACGUGUAGCGCUGGCUCCUUCAGGUGCAACAACGCACAGUGUGUGCCUCGACUGUGGGUCUGUGAUGGAGAUGCCGACUGUGCCGACGGCUCAGACGAAUUACCUCAGAAAUGCAGUGCAGGAACUCCUAAACCCACCAAAAACCCUUGCACCUCUAUGGAAUUCCAUUGCGGCAGUGGGGAAUGCAUACACAGUAGCUGGAAAUGCGAUGGGGGAGAAGAUUGCUUGGAUCGCUCUGAUGAGAAAAACUGCUCCUUGCCCACAUGCCGACCGGAUGAGUUCCAAUGUGGUGACAGAUCUUGCAUUCAUGGCAGCCGGCAGUGCAACCACGUAUAUGACUGCAAAGAUAUGAGUGAUGAGCUGGGCUGUGUUAAUGCAACCCAUUGUGAGCCGCCACACAGGUUUAAGUGCCGCAGUGGUGAAUGCAUCAGCAUGGAAAAAGUUUGCAACAAACAACGGGACUGCAGGGAUUGGUCCGACGAGCCAUUACGGGAAUGUGAUUCUAACGAAUGUCUUUACAACAACGGGGGUUGCUCUCAUAUCUGUAAUGACCUGAAGAUUGGUUACGAGUGCCUGUGUCCCACUGGCUUUCAAUUGGCGGACAAGAGACGCUGUGAAGACAUUGAUGAGUGUGCCAACCCAGACACCUGCAGCCAAAUCUGCGUCAACCAGAUAGGUAGUUACAAGUGUGAGUGCGAGGAUGGCUACCAGAUGGACCCAGCCAGCAAGGCUUGCAAAGCUAUUGGAACCAUUGCCUACCUGUUUUUCACCAAUCGCCACGAGGUAAGGAAGAUGACUCUGGAUCGUAGCGAGUAUACACGUGUCAUUCCCCGCCUGAAGAACGUUGUGGCACUGGAUAUGAAUGUUGCUUCCAGGGAGAUCUACUGGUCGGAUUUAUCCCUCAAAAAGAUCUACAGAGCACCAAUGGAUACAGCAGACAACUCCUCCCAACACAGUGUUGUGAUUGGCAGUGACUUAGAUGCACCGGAAGGCAUCGCCUUCGACUGGAUCCACGGAAACAUCUACUGGACUGACAGUAUCAAAGGCGCCAUCUCUGUAGCAACAGCGGAUGGGAGCAGACGCAAGACUCUCUUCAAAGAAAACCUGGCCAAGCCACGUGCAAUUGUGGUCGAUCCUAUUAAGAACUUCAUGUUCUGGACUGACUGGGGCACACCAGCUAAGAUCGAGAGAGGUGGACUUAAUGGAGGGGACCGCUAUGCCCUGGUUACAGAUAACAUUGUCUGGCCCAACGGAAUAACCCUUGACCUUUUGAACCAGCGUCUGUACUGGGUCGACUCCAAACUGCACACCCUCUCCAGCAUCAGCGUGCAGGGAGAUGGUCGGCGUACUCUGAUCAUUGACCAGGGCAAACUUGCCCACCCUCUGGGUCUCACUGUUUUUGAGGAGAAAGUGUUUUGGACAGAUGUGAGCAAUAACGCAAUUCUAAGUGCGAAUCGUGUGACUGGAAGCGACAUCACAAAAGUGGCCGAACACCUUUCGUCCCCAGAGGACAUCGUCUUGUACCACAACCUCAAGCAACCGAGUGGAACCAACUGGUGCAGGGUCAACAAUGGUGGAUGUGAAUUUCUGUGCCUGGCUGCCCCUCAAAUCAACAGAUUCUCACCCAAGUACACUUGUGCUUGCCCAGACAACAUGAUGUUGGCCAGUGACAUGCGAAAAUGUGUUCAAGCUGUAGUGACUACAAAACCUCCUGUCAAGCCUGAAAUUGUUACAACUAGUCGUCCUCAAGUGCCUUUAAAGACAACACCCAAACCUGCUGGCCCUUCCACUACCAAUGUGCAACCUUCAUCUACUCCUGCUCCUGUGAUCCCUAAUCGACCCACUCAAGCUGCCCCAAUCAAGCCUUCCCAAACCACAACUACACUUCCUUUAUCCACCCAGACAGAUGACCACAACAGUAAUGUUAAUGCUCUGUCGAAAGCAUCAUCUUCCACACCCUUGGCUUUGUACAUUUUGCUUCCUCUAGCAAUCCUGUGUUUGGUUGUGGGUGGCGCUGUGCUGUUAUGGAAAAAGUGGCGUCAGAAAAAUACCAACAGCAUCCAUUUUGACAACCCGGUUUAUCAAAAGACCACAGAGGACCAGGUGCAUCUAUGCAGAAACGGUAGUUCUGAAGGCUAUUUUUACCCACAGAGACAGAUUGUGAGUAUUGAUGAUGAAAUAUGAUAACAACAUUGAGGUCCAUGCCAAAACUGACAACGUUUCAACACAAUAGCCAUAUUUGAUGUCUUCCCUACUUGGAGGUCAGUUCUUCAGUAAAGAAAUCUGGAGAACAGAUACAAACAGCCUUUUCACACAAGGCAUUUGAUGCAAAAAACAAACAAAAAAAAAAACAA